GCAUCUCUACCUCUUCUGACAACAUUCUGCAAAUUCGCUCAGCUGUUUCUUUUGAUUGUUUAGUUUUUGACUUUUUGUUUCUGUAGUUUUGGAUACUAUUUUAUUAAAAAUUUAUUGUAUUUUUUCUAAAAUAAAAAUAAUUGCGAGCGAAAUAAUGGCGGAACUACAGGAACAACAAGCUGAUGAACGAGAAGCACUGCUAUCUAUAUACGAAGGUGACAUAAACUUUAAACAGGUUGACGCAAACACUUUUCAGUACAAGUAUGGCGAAGAUGAUCACUACAAAUCGUUUUUGGUAGAAAUUAAAUGGACUGAGAAAUAUCCGGAUGAAUUGCCGAACAUCAAUAUGGAUACCUUCUAUAAUCGCAAUUUAAUACCCGAUGUUAAAAAGAAAAUUCAACAAGCAUUGACGGAAGAGGCGGAACAGUGGUUGGGAUGUGGCAUGACUUACACGUUGUUUGAAUGCCUCAAAGAUCGGCAUGAUGAUUUAACUAUUGAUCAGCCUGAGCAUGUGCCAACGCAAUCAAUUGAUCUUGAAAGCAUUGGCGUUAGUGCACUAAAGAUCUCAGACAAUGCAGAUGCUAACAAGAAAAAAGAACCAAAAAAAGAGCAAUUAACAAAAGCUCAAAAACGUCGUCAAUGGGAGCGCACGGAUCACAAAGGCGACAGGCCACGUGGCUGGGAUUGGGUGGAUAUUGUAAAGCAUCUCUCACAAACCGGUAGUAAAGAUAGCGACGAAGUGAGCACCUCAAUGAGUAGUGCGAAUGUUGGUGUGGUUGCGGGGAGUGCACUUUUGCAGCCGCUUAAUAUAUAAAAAGUAGAUUCAUAUUUUUUUUUAACUAUGAUUUUCCCAUAAUCAAGUACAUAGCAACAUUCAAAACAGAUGGGCAACAAAUUAGAGUUUAAUAAAAAUUUAGCUUCAACUGGAAUAAAUAGAAAAAAGGUUUUAAGUGAAUUCAGUGUGUAACAAGCUUUUUAGUGGUAGAUAGGCUCAAAACAUUGUGAUAGGGCUAUCUCAUCUUUUAUCUUUUUGUUAAAACUACAUUAUUUUGAAAUGUAUUGCUUUUGCGAAAGAAAUACACAUUCAUAUUUCAUUAUUACA
Messenger RNA from Anastrepha ludens (Mexican fruit fly), 1102 nucleotides. RefSeq names its product RWD domain-containing protein 4. NCBI's taxonomy places the organism in Eukaryota, Metazoa, Arthropoda, Insecta, Diptera, Tephritidae. The transcript is spliced from 3 exons. The record is from RefSeq and is a predicted model, not a curated record. The coding region runs from base 155 to 814 and encodes 219 amino acids. Gene Ontology annotation, molecular function: protein binding.